Messenger RNA from Dalotia coriaria, 798 nucleotides. RefSeq names its product COP9 signalosome subunit 8 (gene CSN8). The record is from RefSeq and is a predicted model, not a curated record. The transcript is spliced from 3 exons. Gene Ontology annotation, cellular component: COP9 signalosome. The coding region runs from base 146 to 703 and encodes 185 amino acids. NCBI's taxonomy places the organism in Eukaryota, Metazoa, Arthropoda, Insecta, Coleoptera, Staphylinidae. Gene Ontology annotation, biological process: COP9 signalosome assembly; protein deneddylation.
AUGGUUGUCUAUAACAAUGGUUCAAUCAUCUUAAACAUCUUCAAGCAGCUUGAGCGCUUGAAAUCCUGCUAUUAGACUGUUUUCAUCCUGUUGUUAAAACAGCUUAUAGCUUAAUAAUUACGUAGCUAUUAGUAAAUUAACAAUAAUGACGCCCGAACAAAUAGAUAAAUUGGUGGAUGAGCUAGAGAAACAAGAACUGGAGGCUUCUAAUGGUGCUACUCCUCAAACAUAUGAGAAACUGUUAGCUAUUUACCUCUAUCAAAAUGAUCUUUGUAAUGCUAAAUAUUUAUGGAAGAGGAUUCCUCCAAGUGUAAAAACAUCCACACCUGAACUAGGACAAAUCUGGGCUGUUGGGCAAUACAUGUGGAAGAGAGAAUUCUCAUUAGUGUACAAUGCUUUGAAUUCAGUCAAUUGGUCUGAGACUGUAGUGGAUAUUAUGAAAAUGGUGCAGGAAAAGGUGAGACUGAGGGCUGUUGAUCUCAUUUCACAUGCAUACUCAUCUAUUACUUUGGAUACUGUGGCACUGAUGACAGGAUUAACUCCUGAAGUGGCAGCAGGUGCUUGUGUGGAGAAGGGUUGGCAGUAUGAUGCAAAUACAAAAAUUGUGAAUCCUAUUAGGGGCUCUAUGGUGCCCAGUGGGCAUAUUUCCAGUGAGGAUCAGUUGUAUAAACUCACUGAUUUUGUUUCUUUUCUUGAGAAUUAACAGUGGAGAUGAUUUGAUGUGUAUUUAUUUAGAUUUAAGGCAAAUACUUUGUUUUUUUUUCACAAAGGUAACAAAAAUAAACGAAAAUAAGUUCA